AUGGUAGUCAUUUACCAGCAUCCAGGAAAAAGACUUGAGAAAACUGUACGUUUCCUUCAUUUCUUUCGAAAUUAGAUAAUAUUUUAAGGUACGCAAUGACGGCGUUGUCAGAAGAGUCCCGCUGAUUCUCUCCAUCGCCGAUCUUAAAGUAAACCUACUGGCCGAUCUGCAACGUUGACUUCUUUCGAGUUUUUCAGACACACCCAAAGAUUCCAAAAAGAGUGUUCAAACCGAAGUGGAAAGGCGAGUUUAUCGCUCGGUACUCGAACAACGAAGCAACUGUGAGAACGGCGGCAGGGAGAGUCUAUGAGGUUUUGAAAUGAACCUAUUUCAAUUGCUGUACAUAAUUGCUGUAAUAUUUCUUUUUCAGGUGGUCCGAAUUGGAAUCAGAAGUAAUCACGGGCAGCCUACAGUCAAAAUCUUCUUCGCAACAGAAAAACCUGUAAGUUUCUCACAGUGUUGACAGAACAAAUGAACGUAUUUUAGGUGUCUGCCAAGAACAAAUCUCAAAGAAGCGAGAACAACCCAAACCAGACUGACACAGUUGCUGCCAGAGUUUUCAUUGACCUUCUCGAAGAGACGGAUGACGACGUAACACCCACGGAUAACAGAGUCAUCAAGAAGGGAAGGGACGAGUCGUGGAAGUCGUACAUACAAAGACUGCAGCGAGAAAUUAGUAUUGCAGCAGGCGAGUCUUUUUAUUUCGUGGCAACAACAACUUUGAGUUUUUCAGACAUACGUGAAAGGCAAUCUAGGACUCUGCACAGAAACAGAUUAGAGAUAAGGCGGUACAAGCAAGGACUAGUGACAUUAGAGAACGAGAGAAGACUGACUGCUGAAAUGAAGCUGUGUGCUGCCCAAGGACGUUCUCAAUAUGAAUCGCGCAAUCAAAUGAUGGAAAAGAAGAAGAUGAACGAGAUGAUUCAAGAACUGCAGAGAGAAGUCGAGCGUCUGCGAAAACUCAACUAA
Molecule: messenger RNA, 969 nt
Organism: Caenorhabditis sp. 36 PRJEB53466
Lineage: Eukaryota; Metazoa; Nematoda; Chromadorea; Rhabditida; Rhabditidae
Source: the annotation of a GenBank genome assembly